This is a messenger RNA of Myxocyprinus asiaticus (Chinese sucker), 2632 nucleotides long. RefSeq lists its product as uncharacterized. The record is from RefSeq and is a predicted model, not a curated record. The transcript has 8 exons. Lineage: Eukaryota; Metazoa; Chordata; Actinopteri; Cypriniformes; Catostomidae. The coding region runs from base 144 to 761 and encodes 205 amino acids. Gene Ontology annotation, cellular component: membrane.
CCUGGUUUUCUCCCUGUUUAGCCGCCUCCCAUCAUCAUGACAUCAACACUGCGGAGCGGAGAGACCCGCCGCACAGACUCUGUAGAACGCCAGUGCGCAAAGUGGAUUGUGUUGUAUUGAUGAGUGACUGGUGAACUGUCGGGAUGUCGCUGUACGCGUCUCAGAUUAAAGCGUUUAAGAGCGCAGAGCCCAAGACGCUUGGCGCUGUUGAGAUCAUAAUUGGAGUGUUGACUGUCAUCAUGAGCACAAUUGUGUAUAAGCUACACUAUCAUAUCCAGCGUGAAAUUAUCAUCCUCAUCGUCAACGGUGCUCAGCUCACCAUUACUGGCAUUGUCCUGGUGCAUACCGGGAGGAAACCAUCUAAAUGUCUGGUGCUGACAACUAUUGUUCUGCAGUUACUAACAGCAGCAUUUGAUAUUGUUGGAUUUGGGCUCAUGGCCAGACACAUCCCAUUCAGGGGCGAGUCGUACUACUACAGGGACACAGAGUGGUGUUGUGACCCACUUCACUCUGUUUGGGCUUGCUGUGGAGAAGGAGAGAGAGGGGGACAGAAAGAGUUCUUAGUGAAUGGAAUCUUGGCGACACUGAUCGGUUUCCUGGUGCUAGCGUGUAUCAUUGGUUUAGUUGUGUCUCUCUUUGGAGUUUACUCCCUUUCUGUUAGUGCCAUUAAGGAGCUGACACCAAUCCCUCACUCUACAGCAAACCAACAUUAUGGUGUUGCUGUUCAGAACCAGAAUACAAUCCAUGCUGGAAAAGCCUGAGACCACUAAUCAAAUGCUUCUACUUUGUAUUAUUUUCUAAAUUAUUAUUUAUUUAUUUUUUAAAUUACAAAUAAUAUUAAUAGUAUAAAAGUGGAAAUUAUAGGAACGGUUCACCCAAAAAAUGAAAAUUCUCUCAUAAUUUACUCUCCCUCAUGCCAUCCCAGAUGUGUAUGACUUUCUUUCUUCUGCUGAACACAAGUAAGAUUUUCAGAAGAAAAUCUCAGCUCUGUAGGUCCAUACAAUGCAAGUGGACCAGAAUUUUGAAGCUAAAAAAGCUCAUAAAGGCAGCAUAAAAGUAUUCCAGAUGACUCUAGUGGUUAAAUGUAUAUUUUCAGAAGGGACAUGAUGAUGUGUGGGUGAGAAACAAAUACAUAUUUAAGUCAUUUUUUACUAGAAAUGUCCACAUUCACUGGCCCUCCUAUAGUGCUCUUUUGUCUUCUAAGAGUUCUUCUUUUGUUUUUGGCAAUUCACAUUAUUUGUGCACAUUGCCACUUACUGGGCAGGUAGAAGAAUUUAUAGUAAAAAGUACUCAAAUAUUUUUCUGUUUCUCAUGCACACCUAUCCUAAAAGCUAUAUAGCUUUUAAAGUCAUGGAUUUAACCACUGGAGUCUUAUGGAUUACUUUUAUGCUGCAUUUAUGUACUUUUUGGAGCUCUAAAGUUCUGGUCUCCAUUUAAUUGCAUUGAAUGGACCGACAGAGCUGAAAUAUUCUUCUAAACUUUGUUUGUGCAGAAGAAAGAAAGUCAUACACAUCUGGGAUGGCAUGAGGGUGAGUAAAUGAUGAGAGAAUUUUCAUUUUGGGGUGAACUAUUCCUCUAAGAGCAGAAGGGCACAGUUUUACCACCAACUGCAAAAGAGGACUGUUUCACCUACAAACAACCACUCACAGGUAAACAACAACAACAACAACAACUAAAAAAAAUACUUUUGUGAAAUUGUAAAUAAGUUUUUGGAAUUAAAAUGGAAGUCUUGUUUUUGCUUGGCUGUUGCUCUCACAGGUUUUAGGACUGCUGUACUUUUGAAUGCUCAACAUAGUAGUUGUUUGUACCUCAAUCGUUUUUGCUCUAACAACCUAUAGCUUCUUAGCAUGAAUUGUCUACCCAGAAAUACUGACCAGAAUUGAUGUAUGUUAGAGAAGGAAGUAUGUUUGUUUUCCUGAGAAUAUGUGAAAUUAUGCAUUAGGUACAUUAGGUACUGACCAGAAAAAAAAUAUAUGAACAUGAAUAUGAACGGUAAGAAGGAUAUGUUGCAUUUACCUUGCAUUUUGUACCAUCUUUCGCAUGAAUCUUUAAAUCGAUAUGUUUGUUUUAGCCACGUGAGGACAUACAGGGCGACAUUUAUCAAGCUAUUCGUUAAUGUGAAUCUGAAAUUAUAAUCUGAAAAGUACAAAAGUAAAUAUUAAAUGUAAAACAUAAAAAUAAAAGGCUUGAUAAAUGUGGCCCAUGUUCAGUGAAACCGCUCUAAAGCAGAGUAAUCUGAAAUUCAGCACCAGUGUAUAACUAAACAGCAUUGCUUGGCUUUUUUGUCAUCUCGUUUUAUCCGUACUGAUUCUUCAGGAAAGCUAUGAUGACUGCCAACUCUGUAAGUGCCACCACUUGUGACCAAAAUCAUGGACACCCUAAUAACUAAAGGUCAGAGCUUGAACCCUCAGUCAAGUGCUCGACUUUGAUGAUGAAAUAUCCUCUUGUGGAAGCAUGUGUUGUUUGUUUUGUGCCAGUAGAUCUCUGUCUUUCGACAGCAUGUGAGAUUUACAUUGUGCCUGUUGUCAGUGACCUCUUGACACGUAGUAACAUGAAAACGUAGUAUGUAGCAACAUGGCUGUGUUUGUGUUUGACUGAAUGAUAUUUCAAAUAAACUUGAUUUAAUACACAA